AUGCCCACCGUGCGCCAGCUUGCCGGUCUCGACUCGCACGGCGCUGCCUCUGCCGCGCGGCAGGAGCUGCGCUCCGCAGCCGCCACAUAUGUCGCUGCGCAGCGGCACAAGCUGGCGCUCGAGCGCGCCGAGACGCAAGCUGCGCUGCUCGAGCGAUCACGAUGGCGCACGCCUCGGCUCGUCGCCGCCGGCUACGCCCUCGACGGCCUGCAAGCCUACUGGCGUGCUCAGCGGCGCUACGGCAAGCGCAUCGCCGUCUUCACGCGGCCUGCGCGCGCCGCAUUCCCGUGGACGCGGCUGCAGGCUGGCGACGGCUGCGUCGUGGUGGCGAGCGCGGCGCGCAGCAAGUGCUUUGCGGAUGCGGAUGCCCGCCUGGCUACGCAAGCGCCCGACGAGCCAGCAUCGCCAUUGCCGGCAGUCAGCGGGCUGCCAGCGACGGUGCUCUCCAUCACGCCCGACCGUCUCACGCUAGCCUUCGAUGGCGUCGCCGCGCUGGCGGACCUGGAGCGCGGCAACGAGACAUGGUGCGUCGUGCAGGGCGAGAACACGCUCGUGCACGAACGCACAGACGCGGCACUGCAGUGCCUGGCACACGAUGUGGCCAGUCAGGAAGGCGCGACAAGGGAACUGCCGAGCGGCGAGGAGGCCGAGGUGGUGCUGCGAGGCACGCGACUCGCCGAUGUGCUGCUGGGCCUGGCGCCUGCGCAGGCGCCUGGGCUCUUCGAGCAUGACAUGCGCAUUCGCAGCUGGGUUCAGCGACGUUUGCAGCCGGCAGGCACGCUUCGCGUCGAAGGCGACCCCGACCUGGGCCUCAAUGAGAGCCAGGAAAGAGCCGUGGCGAUGAUGCUGGGCAAUCGGCUGAGCUUGGUGCAAGGCCCGCCCGGAACAGGCAAGACGCGCACCAUCGUCGCGGCGAUGAAGCUGCUCAAGCUGCAUUUCGAAGUGCCUCAUCCCAUCCUUCUCUGCGCCCACACAAACGUCGCAGUCGACAAUCUCGCCCUCGGCGCGCAGCGCGCAGGGCUGCGCGUCGUGCGUGCCGGUCCCUCUGCGCGAGUGCGCGACGAGCUGCGAGGCUGUACCCUCGACGAACUCGUCGAGGCGCAUCCCCAGAAACGCCAGCUCGAUGAGCUACGCCUGGCACUUGCGCGCACGCGAGCUGAGCUUGCUGCGCUGGAGGCUGCGAAGCGCAAGGGCGAGCUGCAGGGUGGCAGGGGGGCGUGGAAGGGCGACUUCGAGGUGGACCAGUUCGACGGCGCCGCGCCCGUGAGCGAUGCCACGGCCCCGCAACUCAAGGCUCGCAUCGCAAAGCAGCACGGUCGCGCAUUCAUGCUCGAGCAGCAGAUCCUCUCCUCGAUCCUGCGCUCCGCCGAUGUCAUUUGCUGCACUGCACUCGCCUCCGCCUCGGCAGCACUGAGGGCGCUGGACUUUCCGCUCGUCUUCUUCGACGAAGGAAGCAUGGCCACUGAAGCGGUGUCGCUCGUGCCUCUCAUGAAGGGCUGUGCGCAGCUGGCCCUCAUCGGCGAUCACCGACAGCUGCCGCCCGUCGUCACGAGUGCCGCCGCACGUCGCGAAGGCCUGGCCCUCUCGCUCUUCGAGCGGCUGCUGCGUCGCGCAGACGUGCCGAGCACGAUGCUGGACACGCAGCACCGCAUGCAUCCGCAUCUCGCCGCCUUUCCAAAUGCGGCCUUCUACAACGGCGCACUGCACGACGGAGCACCUACGCUUGCAAUUCCGGCGCUUCAGUCGCGCUUCUUGCCAGCGGAGGCAGGCGGCAGGAUGGCCUUCGUGACGCACUCUGCGCGCGAGACGCGCGCGGACAAGUCGCUCGUCAACCUUGGCGAGGCGGCGCUGCUGGCGCGCAUCGUCGUCGAUGUGCUCGUGCGCAACGCCGGCCUGCGAGGGCGCGACAUUGGCGUCGUCGUGCCGUACGCUGCGCAGGUGCGCCUCUUGCGCCGCAUGCUGCAGGAGCGCGAGAGCGAAGAGCACGCGGCGCUGCUGGCGCUCUUUGCAAAGGAAGAAGGCGGGCGAGGGCGUGCGGCGGAGGCAAAGGAAAUCGAGGUGCACACCGUCGAUGGCUUCGAGGGCCGCGAGAAGCGCCUCAUCCUCUUUGGCUCCGUGCGCAACAGCAGCAGCAGCACUGCUGCCGACGCCGCAGGCUACGUCGGCUUUCUGGCGGACGUGCGCCGCCUCUGCGUGGCGCUCACGCGCGCCCAAGCGGCGCUCAUCGUCGUCGGCCACCUGCCCACGUGGAGGGCGGCGCGUGUGGGCGCGGCGGGCGCGGAGCUGCUGGCGUCUGCUGGCGCGCCCGAGGAUGCACAGCUCGGCUGCCAGAUGCUGCGCCGCUUCGCCGACUGGGCGGAGCAGUGCGGCGCCGUCGUAGUGUGCGAUCAAGAGACGGCGCCGGCGCUGCGUGACGAUGCGCACGAGCUCGACUUGUUCGGCAUGUAA
Messenger RNA from Tilletiopsis washingtonensis, 2448 nucleotides. Its product is annotated as P-loop containing nucleoside triphosphate hydrolase protein. The transcript has 3 exons. Gene Ontology annotation, cellular component: cytoplasm. Lineage: Eukaryota; Fungi; Basidiomycota; Exobasidiomycetes; Entylomatales. The record is from RefSeq and is a predicted model, not a curated record. Gene Ontology annotation, molecular function: RNA helicase activity. Gene Ontology annotation, biological process: nuclear-transcribed mRNA catabolic process, nonsense-mediated decay. Bases 1 to 2448 code for a protein of 815 amino acids.